This is a messenger RNA of Glycine soja, 696 nucleotides long. RefSeq lists its product as uncharacterized. NCBI's taxonomy places the organism in Eukaryota, Viridiplantae, Streptophyta, Magnoliopsida, Fabales, Fabaceae. The coding region runs from base 1 to 696 and encodes 231 amino acids. The record is from RefSeq and is a predicted model, not a curated record. Gene Ontology annotation, biological process: meristem maintenance; meristem development. The transcript has 3 exons.
AUGGGUCAGGAUGAGCAUGAUGUUGAUGUUCCCCGGCAUCGUAGGCCUACCGCUUUUGCCCAUAGGCAACGGGUUCAGGUUGAUGUCACUGAGGAAGUGAUUGAGGAUAUUCCUAAUGUGACAGAGGAUGUUCCUCAUGUGGACGAGGACAUUCUGACUGCGGACGUAGAUGCUGCGGAUGUAGCUGCUGAUGGUGCUAAGGGGUCACCUACUGAUCAUGGCGAGGGAUUCCCUGGUGGGCCACGUGACACAUCGGUGCUGACAUCGUUUGCUGACCAUGUGGCAUAUAGUAUCUGGAGUGGCGAGGAACGACCUGAGUUGAAAUUGGUCUCCCACGGUAGGAAAGUUGAUAAAUUUGGGAGUCCAGCGCGUGAGAUUGAAGGCCUUGUUGCCAACACCGGAUUAAGUCCAUUGAUCAGGUGUUCUGUGGUCACCGACGAUCCUGGACUUAUAUCCGCAUUUGCGGAGAAGUGGCAUAGGGAGACCAGCACCUUCCACCUUCCAGUGGGGGAGUUGACGAUCACACUGGACGAUGUGGCGUGUCUCCUCCAUCUUCCUAUCGCAGGGGCAUUACGCAGGUUUGAGCCUCUAGGAGUGGACGAGGCAAUCUUGCUGUUGACGGAGCUUUUAGAGGUAUUCGGCAAGGAGGCUCGAGCUAAGUACGUACGUGCUCAUGGGGCUUACGUGCGACUGUAG